AUGGUCGAUUUUGGUGCAUAUCUACAACAUGCACCGCACUCUUCCUCUCUUGCCCCUAUAGACGACGCAGCCCUGAGCGGCAAAGACGAGGAGUGUCUAUGUUCCACUUGGUCAAGCAACGAAGACCUCAAAGAGAAUCAGAAGACGUACUGGGAUGAUGUCCCUCCUAGCAAAGAAUUUGCGGAUCUACAGCUCCAGCUCUGCCCUCCUCGAAUGGAGUUGAACAUUGCAUUAGACGAGAAGCGCGAGGAGAAGGGGAAAUUCCUAAAGGACACACAGCAAAAGGCUAGUCGUGAAGCUUUCAGCAAGCUGCAGCUUGUUCCCUCACAAAAGAGGCUUGUGCAAGAUCUCGUUGAGAGCCACGCCCGCGAGGCUAUGAAUAUGCCACUCAUGGAAGAUAUUAUGAAAGGAAAAGGAAAAGGAUUGGUGAUACUACUUCAUGGCAAGUCGUAUCUGGUCGCUCGCCCUCCAGGAGUUGGCAAGACAUUGACAGCAGAAAGUGUGGCUCAACUGGCGGGAAAACCACUCUUCUCUGUGGGGGUCGCUGAUAUCGGGUUGAAUCCCGAGGAUGUUGAGAGAAACCUCGAGGCCUCGUUCAAGCUCGCUGCAAACUGGCGAGCCGUGUUAUUAUUAAUCCGUCAGCUCGAUAUUGCAGUCCAAUCCAGAGUCAACCUCGGCAUCAAGUACGGAGACCUCGAGAAGGAUCAGAAGUUGAACAUCAUCAAGAGCUUCCUAGGCCAGUUGUCAGCCGAGAGUUUAGAGAGCCAAGACAAGAUUAUGGAAUGGAUUGAUGAGGAGGAGGAAGGUAGGGAACAGAUCAAGCCACUCAACGGUCGCCAGAUCAGGAACAUUCUCUUCUCAGCGGCGUCGUUAGCAAUGAAAGACAAUACCCCACUGAAGUUGGACCAUGUCAGAAAGAUGAUGAGGGCCAGUUUCUUGCUCCACGACAGUAUCAAAACUGUCGUAGAAGAGGCGCGGGACAGGGCUGAGGCGAGAAGAACCUAA
Messenger RNA from Metarhizium acridum CQMa 102, 1005 nucleotides. RefSeq lists its product as uncharacterized. Lineage: Eukaryota; Fungi; Ascomycota; Sordariomycetes; Hypocreales; Clavicipitaceae. The record is from RefSeq and is a predicted model, not a curated record.